UCCUGCCCGCGGCGGCCGUUGGAGGGAGGGCCCGGGGCGGCCGUCGAGGUAACAUCACGGGGGAGAGGACGAGGCCCAGCCUCGCCAACCCUGGCGGUUGCGGAGGAGGAAGAGGACGCCACGACUAUCCAGAAACCAUCAAGAAACUCUCAGCAUGCCCGGGAUGGUCCUUUUCGGCCGGCGCUGGGCCAUAGCCAGCGACGACCUGGUGUUCCCCGGGGCCUUCGAGCUGUUUCUCAGAGUGGCCUGGUGGAUUGGAAUUCUGGUUUUAUAUUUUAUGCACAAAGGAAAACUUAAUUGUACAGGAGGAGGAUUACUGAACAGCUAUCUGAUUGUCCUCAUCGUUCUCCUAGCUGUCAUAAUAUGUGCUGUAUCAUCAAUUGUUUAUGUCAGUAUGAAAGGAACAAUUUGUAACCCGGGGCCAAGGAAAUCUAUGCCUAAGCUGGUUUAUAUCCGACUGGCACUGUUCUUGCCGGAGAUGGUCUGGGCUUCUUUAGGAACUGCAUGGAUUGCAGAUAAUGGUGUCCAGUGUGACAAGACUGUUGUGAAUGCCAUAAUUGCAACAGUCAUUAUUAGUUGGAUUAUCAUCGCUUCCACUGUGAUUACCAUUAUAAUUGUUUUUGAUCCGCUCGGGGGGAAAGCGUCUUCAUAUUCUACCGCUGGGAUAGGUCACUUGGAUAGCAAUGAUUCAAGCCAGUUGUUUAAUGGCCUCAAGACAGCGGCAACAAGUUUGUGGGAAACCAGGAUGAAAGUAUUGUGCUGUUGUGUUGGGAAAGAUGACCACACUCGGGUGGCUUUUUCGAGUACGGCAGAGCUUUUCUCAACCUACUUUUCAGACACUGAUCUUGUGCCCAGUGACAUAGCUGCAGGCUUAACUCUUCUUCAUCAGCAGCAAGACAAAAUACAAAGUAGCCAGGAGCCUGAGGAAGUAGUUCGUCACUCCCCAGUGUCCUUGAUGGAAACGGAUCUGGAUAUAGAAUUGGAGAAUUGUCAUCACUAUAUGCAGUUUGCUGCAGCUGCGUAUGGAUGGCCCCUCUACAUUUAUACAAACCCUUUUACAGGAUUCUGCAAGAUUGGGGGCGAUUGUUGCAGAAGCAGAACAGCAGAAUAUGAGCUCAUUGGGGGAGAUUACCUAAACUGUCACUUUGGAUCCAUCUUGGAGACCACUGGGCUACAGUACAGGGACUUCAUUCACAUCAGCUUUCAUGACAAGGUGUUUGAGCUUCCCUUUUUAGUUGCUUUGGAUCACAGGAAAGAGACUGUUGUGGUAGCUGUAAGAGGAACCAUGUCACUCCAGGAUAUCCUCACUGAUCUCUCUGCACAAAGUGAAACCCUGAAUUUAGAAUGUGAGGUGCAGGAUUGUAUGGCACAUAAGGGGAUCUCUCAAGCAGCCCGUUAUGUUCACCGAAAGCUAAUCAAUGAUGGGAUUUUGAGCCAGGCUUUCAGCAUUGCACCGGAGUACCAACUGGUCAUAGUAGGUCAUAGCCUGGGGGCCGGAGCAGCCGCUGUGUUAGCCAUCAUGCUCAAAACUUCUUACCCGGGACUCAAGUGUUAUGCCUUUUCCCCUCCCAGAGGACUGCUAAGCAAAUCCCUGUACGAAUUCUCUAAGAGCUUUAUUGUUUCACUCGUACUCGGAAAGGACGUUAUUCCCAGGUUAAGUGUGACUAACCUGGAAGACCUGAAGAGGAGUAUAUUACGGGUGAUAGCCCACUGUAAUAAGCCCAAGUACAAGAUUCUGUUGCGUGGCUGUUGGUAUGAAUUGUUUGGAGGAGAUCCAGAUAAUUUUCCCACUGAGCUGGAUGGAACUAACCAGGAAGAUCUAACCCAGCCUCUCUUGGGAGAGCAAAGCUUACUGACUCAUCAGUCACCUUGUUAUAGUUUUUUUGAGGAAUCGCUUCCAGACUCCCCACCUCGGUAUCCCCAUUUAUAUCCUCCUGGAAGAAUCAUCCAUCUUGUAGAAGAAAACAGUGCGGGAAGGCCUUGUUGCUGUUCUACUUCUAGAUAUAAUGCGAAAUGGUCUAGUGAAGCAGAGUUCAGCAAAAUCCUUAUAGGUCCCAAGAUGCUGACAGACCACAUGCCAGAUAUCCUGAUUAGAGCUUUAGAUAGCGUGGUCUCAGAGAGAGCGACUUGUAUUUCUUGUCCACCACAGGAAGACUUUAAUACCAAUGUGGCAUAGCCACAGGUUCUGGAAAGCAAGAUCAUUUUUUCAAAAUAUUCUAGGGACAACUGACUCUGUGCUGGCUUUAAUACUCAAUUUUCUUUAUGCCUGAUAGAAAAUGGGUCUUGCAGCAGUUGGAAGCUAGUGGUUAUUUAAGUUCUUCUAAACUUCUGUAUUACCUGUGCCAGGGGACAAGGGCUGGUGAAGUGAAUCAGGUAGGAGAAACGGAAUGGAUUUUUUUGACCUCCAGAUAGAGUAGUGCUCCUGGAAAAGCUUUUUGGAAUUCACGGUGUAAAGAAAGACCUUAUGGUGUGGAAGAUCAUGCUUUCUCAGUUGAUAUGGGCCGAGCUGCCGCUUCACACAACCGGCAACCUGCAAGCAAGCGGGUCCUUUACUGAGUGUAGGUAUAACUGAAAACCAGGAGACAUUCCUGAAGUUUAGAACUAUAGUUAACAGCUAUUUUUAAUUGCACUAUUUUUUGCAGGUAUUGCCUCACUCAAACAUGCCCUGACAGGCAAAGUUUGUGCUCCUAGAAACUGCCUGUUUGACUGUUUUCCCUCCAGGUUAUUACUGUGCAAUAUAUUCUGGUUCAAGAAUGUAUACUUAAAUUGCAUUUAAUUGUGCAAAGAACAAAGGAGCAAAUAUUCCUCUUCCCCACCCCAAUGAUGGGUUAAAGGCUCUUAACGCUCACUGGGUUUUCCCGUAACUGGGCCCAGAGGAAAGUACUGACCUAGCAUCUUGGAAGUGGGGUUCAAGGGGGAGGGGAUUGAGUUCUUUAAGUAGAGACCUUCUAGAAAUGAAUUUGGUAACUUUGAAAUUUAGCUUAGAGUUCACAGCAGAUAAACGAAGGUCCAAGGCCAUUAAACUAUAAGAAAACAGUAGGUAUUGGUGGUGCAGGAAAGUUAUGCUACCUCAAAGUGUAGAGUGCAGGAUGGCACUAACCCCCUCCUCCCUGGAACCUUUGCCAGAAUGUUUGACUUGGAUCUCUUAUUUUCACGUUUACAAGUUUCCACAUUGAAAUGACUGGUAUUGUGAUUUUUCCUCUUGAAUGUUAUAUUCUAGCCUGUGGAAUUUUUUUUCUUGUCUUUAGUUCUGUUCAGUGAUGCCCUUUUCUACAGAAUCUGUUUUUGAAGUUAAAUGAAUGCUUAAUUCACAACAUAAUCAAUAAAGCAUUUGGUUUGAGUGUGUUUAUACUGUCACUGUAAACAAAGAAAAGCAUACAAAUUCUGAAUUGACUAACUUUAAAAUGAGUUGGUGCGCAGAAAGCUGGAAUUGAGGAAAAAGUCGUAGAGCUCUUAAGUUUUGAACCUUUACUCCUUCAUAGUUGUGCAAGUGAUAGAUCAAAUAAAGGACUCCUGCA
Messenger RNA from Ornithorhynchus anatinus (platypus), 3518 nucleotides. It is a transcript of the gene DAGLB, whose product is annotated as diacylglycerol lipase beta. The transcript has 15 exons. Gene Ontology annotation, biological process: lipid metabolic process. Lineage: Eukaryota; Metazoa; Chordata; Mammalia; Monotremata; Ornithorhynchidae. The record is from RefSeq and is a predicted model, not a curated record. The coding region runs from base 155 to 2176 and encodes 673 amino acids.